Messenger RNA from Haliotis rubra (blacklip abalone), 1206 nucleotides. RefSeq names its product deleted in malignant brain tumors 1 protein-like. The transcript has 6 exons. NCBI's taxonomy places the organism in Eukaryota, Metazoa, Mollusca, Gastropoda, Lepetellida, Haliotidae. The coding region runs from base 65 to 1006 and encodes 313 amino acids. Gene Ontology annotation, molecular function: serine-type endopeptidase activity. The record is from RefSeq and is a predicted model, not a curated record.
CUGCAAGUGGACAGUCUUUGCACCUGUUGGAUAUAAAGUAAAGGUUGAAGUUCAAACUAUUUCUAUGGAGUACGAUUCAUCAUGUUCUAAUGACUACGUGCUCUUCACAGAUGGUUCCACGGCUUAUGCCACUCAGUUGGGUAAAUACUGUAGUGACGUCACCGGCUACAUCGUCAGCUCCCGCAACGCCAUGACCAUCACUUUCAGCACUGACAGUUCUGUCACAGACAAAGGAUUUUUUCUGAAAUACAUUGCGUUGACGAAAGUGUGUGGCGAAAAUGAUAUGAUAAGCUAUGAGACAAAAUAUAUUGAAUCACCGAAUCAUCCUCUGUCCUAUCCCGACAAUGCGGACUGUGAGUGGACAAUCAGCACAUCCAUUGACGGAUAUGUAAUCCAUGUUGAAGUAGAGUAUUUCAACAUUGAGUACGACAGCACGUGUUCCUAUGAUUAUGUACAACUCUAUGAUGUCACGAGUUAUGAAAGCUCGAUCGGUCGAUGGUGUGGAAGAGAUGGACCAAAUACACAGACUACAGGACAGACAAUGAAGGUUCAAUUCCACUCCGAUGGUUCGACUUCCCGUUCGGGAUUUAAGUUGUCCUUCACUGCCGGCGUACCAACAUAUGACUCUGCCGCGUCCACGAACAUCGCAGCCAUACUGGGAGGUGUGUUUGGCGGUAUCACAGCUGUGGGUAUUGCAACCUGCUGCUGCUGUGGACUUUGUUCCAGGAAGAAAUCCAGUCCCAACGACCAACAGCAGAGGAAUAGAUCAUAUGAAGGCACCGUCUAUUUCAUCAACGCCCCCAGCAACCCGCAAUCUACGCCUACUGCUUCUAUUGCUCUGCCGUUCAUGUUUCCACCACCUCCUUCUUACAAUGAUGUCGUGAAGGAUGACUCCCCACCAUAUUGUCAGGCAGUUCCACUAUCAGACAUACAGCCUGUUGUGACGUCAUCCCAUAGCCGUGCAUCUGAGCAUCAAGGGAUAGAUAACCCAGCAGGCCCCAGUUGAGUGACAGUGUCACAUGACGUACAUGUUUAUAAUACUGGAGAAAACAGAACAAUACACCUUCGUGUAUGCUCAUGCAGUGUCUUCAUCCUUGUAACUCUUUUUACAGGGAUGUUUAUGUUGUUGUUCUUUUGUUAAAAACUGUUAUUUGAUGAUCAUUUAAUGCUAAAAAUAAAUAGCCUUCAGUUGUGGGCAAUCUAUAG